AUGCACAUUGUUCAUCUUGAGCCUGCUUUGGGACAGUCAUCGUGGAAAGGGGAGCUGCCAUGCAGAAAAUGGGACUGUGACUGUACGUUCAAGCGCCAGCGCGGCUGCUGCUGUGCUGCCACAGAGCUCAAAGAAGUGGAGGAUCAAAUUUUCCAGAGAGUGAUGGACUUGUCGAUGAACAUUUUCCAGCUGGGAGACUCCAUCUUGGAAGUCAUAGGAGGAAUCAGAGUUGCUUUUACAGCUUCACUGAGCAGAAAGACCUGCUUUGGACCUUUCACCAGGAACAGACCCAUUCCUUAUGAUGCUAUCAGCCUCAACCAUGGAAGUGGAUACAACCCCACACUGGGCCUUUUCACUGCUCCUCGUUCUGGACUGUAUUCCUUCUCCUUCUCAGUCUACUCCAAGGUGCAUGGAGAAAGUGAGAAGAUGUACUACAAGGUGCAGCUCAUGAGAAAUGGGGAGGUGGUGGCGUCCACUUGGGAAGACAAUAGAGAGGACUCAGAGGACAGCAGCUCCCAGACAGCACUACUGUCACUUGACCAGGGAGGCCAGGUCUAUGUAGAGCUACUCAAUGGCAGGCAGCUUUGUGGAAACAUUCAGGGCCUGAACACCUUCUCUGGAUCCUUGAUUUACCCCACCCUAGCCUGA
Molecule: messenger RNA, 648 nt
Organism: Cheilinus undulatus (humphead wrasse)
Lineage: Eukaryota; Metazoa; Chordata; Actinopteri; Labriformes; Labridae
Product: cerebellin-1-like
Exons: 4
Coding region: 1-648 (215 amino acids)
Molecular function (GO): protein binding
Source: RefSeq, a predicted model, not a curated record